ACACUGAAUCAGUGAUGGGGACUGAACCCUCGCAACCAUGUGGUUUACAGUAAAUGAAUCUUUAGCCACAAGGCCAUAUUACAUGAAAAGAUUUAAUUUAAACUGACAAGCGCAUGAAUGCCUUUAGUAAAGCAUUUUUAUUCUGUUACUCCUCAUGGAAUGCUUAGUGAAGUUAAGACAUCCAUAUUCUUGCAAAUGACAGAAGGAAAAUGUUAAGAUGCUUUUGUAGGUCAGUGUGCUUGUUUAGCUUCUGUCUUAGUCCUUUUUUUAUGUCUUCACAGCUUUGAAGAUGACUGCAAGCAGCACCCCCAAGACCCCCAAGGGCCCCCGUUUCCUUAACAGUCGGCUUGGUACACCUUCUCAAAGCCAAGACGUAAUGUCAGUCCUUCACACACAGAGGUCACAGACUGCAGCUUCUGGAGAUGCUGCUCAGAAACUGUUAACAAGCACGCAGAUUCUGAGAAUCCAGAGAGAAACCGAUUUCCUCAGGUGUGCACAUUGCCUGGCUCCUCGUCCCACAGAUCCCUUUGCUCGUUUCUGCCAAGAAUGUGGUUCGCCGAUGCCACCUGUUCCAGGGCAGAGACUGCCACCUCCUGAAGGAGCCCAGCUGGGUCUGUGUGUUGAAUGCAAGACAAUGGUGCCGGUGAAUACACCUACUUGUAUUGUUUGUGAAGCUCCCAUCCCUCCUCAGCUGCAGCCACAAGCGAGCAUCCGGCUUAAGGACAAGAUCAUAUGCAGUUCUUGUGGAACAGGAAAUCCUAAUAACCUCCAAUUUUGUGUCAUCUGUGAGAAGAAGUUAGAUGAAUCACAAUCACAUCCUGUAUUCUGUGGAGAAUCUGCUCCUCCUGUGCCCAGCUCAGACAACAAGAUGGUGUCCUGCUCCAAGUGUGGCCGUAUCAACUCUGGCACUGCCCGCUUCUGUGACUGGUGUGGCUCCAGGGCUGCUCCUCCCGUGAGCUAUAUGACCUGCUCCAAGUGUGGGGCCAACGCUCAUCCCUAUGCCCACUACUGCAGCUCAUGUGGAGUGUAUUUGGAAGCACCCCCCAGGGUCAACACUCAGAACGGCAUGACUUUCAGCUCAGCUCUCGCCCAGACGGAGACAUUGGAGCAGCAGAACAGCACUGGCAACUGGCAACCUCUGACAAUUCAACUGCCAGAUCCCAAAGGGGGGCAGACAAAGAAUGUGAGCCAACAGACCCAAACUGUGGGACUUUUUUACCCAUCAUGCAAAGCACUCGAAAAAAGAGAAGAGGAGGUGGUUCAGCAGAAGGAAAAGUUGGAGCAGAUGAGCGACCGCAAGCCUCUCCUCACAGCGAUCAGUCCUGGCCGAGGAUACUGGAGAAAACAAGUGGAUCAUAUCUGCGCUCAUUUUAGAUGCUACGCUCAGAACAACACUGAGUUUCGAGCUCUGAUUGGGGAGCCUCGUCUGGGUAAGAUGAUCUCUGCAACUGUCCACGAAGAUAAUUAUGAACUUAGUCUGCGGAUAAAUUUUGUCCUGGCUGGAAAUAAGGACUUCUUGGGAGGACAACCAGCAAAGCUGGCGGAGAAUAACUUCUUGAGCAGUGUGACCGAGGGAAGAAACGGUCUAUACAGCAGUCAAAGCAGUCUUGUAAGUGAGAGCAGCGAGACGGUUAGCAUCAGGAAGAAAAAGAAGGCAAAGAAGACAAGGAAGAUACUGGAGAGAGAAGAUAAGUUACCACCUGAGGACAGGCAGCUUCUUAAAGAAGUGGGUUCUGAUGGCAAGGGAAGAAUCUCAGUUGUGGAGGAGCUACUAGAUGAAGGUGCAGAUCCCAACUGCAUGAACAAUGACAACCGCCCUGUUUUAACAGUAGCUGUGCUUGGUCAACAUCAUGAAGUCAUUCCUGUUCUUAUCCAGAAAGGUGCAGACAUUGAUCAGCAGUCUGGACCAGUAAGUAAUACUGCUCUCCAUGAAGCGGCUGCUUUAGGAAACCAGGGCCUGGACUGCACUGAAACUUUACUUGGGUGUAAUGCAAGUAUCAAAAAGAAGAACGACAAAGGACUAACCGCAUACGACUUGGCUGUGAAGACCGGCAGUGACAAGCUUAUUUCUUUGUUUGCUUCACAAAUGGGCCAGGGAAUGCUAAACAGACUUUCCAAAAAUCAAAAGUGAUAAUAGAGGGAGCUUAUUGUGAUUUUUAUAUUUGUGAGGUAAUGAAAAUUAUUUUAUGGGAGCUUAUGUGUAGUUUUUCUUCUCCAAGUGAAAAAAGUAUGUAACAACCAUGACAUAUCUGCUUAAACCAUCGGUACUGACACAAGAAUGGCAGUUAUUGUUUGUCUGGACCUUAAACCAUUUUACCUUGUAGUUUUUCUGAGAUUUGUUGUUAAUGAGGUCUGGCCAAUUAGCCCUUCACACUUUUCAAUUUUUUCUUCUGGGAAGCAUUAUUCUCUUCCAGUUAUCCAAAGUCAUGCUGGAAUCAUGAAACAAGAACUUCUAUAGUUGUCCCCCUGUGUUCAAAUUUAAAACAAAAACAACCCGACAUGAUUUUUCAGUUUUCCAACUUGUGAACAAGAAAAAGAAA
Molecule: messenger RNA, 2540 nt
Organism: Erpetoichthys calabaricus (reedfish)
Lineage: Eukaryota; Metazoa; Chordata; Cladistia; Polypteriformes; Polypteridae
Gene: dzank1
Product: double zinc ribbon and ankyrin repeat domains 1
Exons: 16
Coding region: 290-2131 (613 amino acids)
Biological process (GO): eye photoreceptor cell development
Molecular function (GO): protein binding
Source: RefSeq, a predicted model, not a curated record